AUGUUUGCGAAAAAUCUAUUAACACAAAUAUUUCAUAUUCGGUAUCCAAUCAUUCAAGCACCCAUGUCUCCGUUGACAACGCCGGAACUUGUUGCGAAUGUGUCGAAUGCCGGUGGCAUGGGUACCAUAGCAGGUGCCCGAAUGACUGCUGAACAAUUAACCAAUGAAAUACAACAAGUGAGAUCAUUAACAGAUAAGCCAUUUGGCGUUAACUUGUUUAUACCGCCGAAACAAACAGAAAUAUCAGCACAAAUGAUCGAUUCUGUCCGAAAGGAAUUGAAACGAUUGAUAGCGAAAGGAAAAGUGAGUGAUUGCAGAAUUGAUUUCGAUUCAAUUUCAGUAAAGCCACCCAAGGACCUCUAUCCAGAACAAAUUGAAGUCAUUCUCAAAGAGAAAGUGUCCGUUCUUUCGUUUACGUUCGGAUAUGUGUCAGACGACAUCAUUAAGAAAUGUAAAGAAUCGAAUAUUCGGUUGAUUGGAACGGCAACUACAGCAAAGGAAGCAGUUCUUUUAAAAGAAAAAGGAUGUGAUGCUGUGUGUUUACAAGGUUCAGAAGCAGGCGGUCAUCGAGGUAGUUUUCUUACAAAUGAUCUCGAAACCAUUGAACAAUCAACUAUCGGUUUACAAUCUCUUCUUUCCCAAACAACGCAAUUUAUCGAUCCGGCUUCAUAUCCAAUGAUCGCAGCUGGUGGAAUUAUGGAUGGAGCUGGUUUAGUCAAUGCAUUAACGUCAGGUGCAUCAGGUGUACAAAUGGGUACAAGAUUUCUUACCUGCCAUGAAAGUAAACAACUUGUGCCAGAAGCUCAUCGAAGACUAUUACUCGAAGCGAGAAGGAACAUUAAUGAAGUCCGUCCAACAGUUUUAACUCGUGCUUAUACAGGUAAACCAGCGCGUGGAAUGCGAACUGCGAUUACCGAUCAGUUUCGAGAGAAGAUGAUGUUACCAUGGCAAUAUCAAGCUCAACUUGUCUUACCACUAUGUAAAUAUGCUGCAGAAACUAAGCAGAUCGAUUUUAUGCAAUUAUGGGCUGGACAAAAUUAUGCACGAUGCGAAGAUCAAUCAGCGACUGAAAUUAUCCAACAAGUUAUGAGAGAAGCUAAGGAAAUACUUAAGCGUUAUAAAUAA
This is a messenger RNA of Adineta ricciae, 1125 nucleotides long. Lineage: Eukaryota; Metazoa; Rotifera; Eurotatoria; Adinetida; Adinetidae. The record is from the annotation of a GenBank genome assembly.